CUGUUGGAUAAGAGAGUUAAUGGGCCUUUGAGAAGGGCAGUAGAAAUGGAAAUGAAGAGAAAUGGGUGACUUGAGAUAUGUUUUGCAGGUAGAACCUUCAGCGCCUGCUGAUGAACUUUAAUGUGUUCUAAGUGGAGAGAAAGGAUCAAGAUUGAACCCCUCUGAGCUUUAGCUUUGGCAGCUGGAUAGAUGAUUGGGCCAUUUCCUGAGAUGGGGAGAAUUGGAGGAGGAAAGAUAAAGAUACCCAGAAAGGGAAGACUCCUUAAGUUUGGAGAGCAUUUUACUCAGGAACAUCAUCUUCAGCGGGCUAUUUCAGCACAGCAGGUAUAUGGAGAGAAGAGGGAUAAUAUGGUUAUACCAGUCCCAGAGGCAGAAAGUAAUAUUGCUUACUAUGAAUCUAUAUAUCCUGGGGAAUUUAAGAUGCCAAAGCAGCUCAUUCACAUACAGCCUUUUAGUUUGGAUGCUGAACAGCCUGAUUAUGAUUUGGAUUCUGAAGAUGAAGUAUUUGUGAAUAAACUGAAAAAGAAAAUGGACAUCUGUCCAUUGCAGUUUGAGGAAAUGAUUGAUCGUCUGGAAAAAGGCAGUGGUCAGCAGCCAGUCAGUCUGCAGGAAGCCAAACUGCUACUAAAAGAAGAUGAUGAAUUAAUUAGAGAAGUUUACGAAUACUGGAUUAAAAAGAGAAAAACCUGCCGAGGGCCAUCUCUUAUUCCAUCAGUAAAACAGGAGAAGCGAGAUGGUUCCAGCACAAAUGAUCCUUAUGUGGCUUUUAGAAGGCGCACUGAAAAAAUGCAGACUCGAAAAAAUCGCAAAAAUGAUGAAGCUUCUUAUGAAAAAAUGCUUAAGCUGCGUCGAGAUCUGAGUCGAGCUGUCACUAUUCUAGAGAUGAUAAAAAGAAGAGAAAAGAGUAAAAGGGAGCUCUUGCAUUUAACACUGGAGAUUAUGGAAAAGAGGUAUAAUCUGGGUGACUACGGUGGAGAGAUCAUGUCUGAGGUCAUGGCUCAGAGGCAGCCGAUGAAACCUACUUACGCCGUCCCCAUCAUCCCUAUUACUAAUAGCAGUCAGUUUAAACAUCAGGAAGUGAUGGAUGUGAAGGAGUUUAAAGUCAAUAAGCAAGAUAAAGCUGAUAUUAUCCGACCGAAACGGAAAUAUGAAAAGAAGCCCAAAGUCCUACCAUCGUCUGCUGCUGCUACUCCUCAACAGACGAGUCCUGCUGCACUGCCAGUCUUCAAUGCUAAAGAUUUAAAUCAGUAUGACUUUCCCAGCUCAGAUGAAGAACCUCUCUCCCAGGUUUUGUCUGGCUCUUCGGAAGCUGAGGAAGAGAAUGAUCCUGAUGGUCCUUUUGCUUUCCGUAGGAAAGCAGGCUGUCAGUACUAUGCUCCUCACUUAGACCAAACAGGCAACUGGCCUUGGACUAGUCCUAAAGAUGGAGGAUUAGGGGAUGUGCGAUACCGAUACUGCUUAACUACUCUCACCGUGCCCCAAAGGUGUAUUGGAUUUGCACGAAGACGGGUUGGGCGCGGGGGAAGGGUCUUACUGGACAGAGCUCAUUCAGACUAUGACAGUAUAUUUCGCCAUCUGGAUUUGGAAAUGAUUUCCUCACCACAACAUUCUCCAGUCAAUCAGUUUGCCAAUACCUCAGAAACAAAUACCUCGGACAAAUCUUUCUCUAAAGACCUCAGUCAGAUACUAGUCAAUAUCAAAUCAUGUAGAUGGCGGCAUUUUAGGCCUCGGACACCAUCGCUGCAUGACAGUGACAAUGAUGAACUGUCCAGUAGGAAAUUGUAUAGGAGUAUAAAUCGGACAGGCACAGCACAACCCGGGACCCAGACAUGCAGUACCUCUACGCAAAGUAAAAGUAGCAGCGGUUCAACACACUUUGCAUUUACAGCCGAACAAUACCAGCAACAUCAACAGCAACUGGCACUAAUGCAGAAACAGCAGCUUGCACAAAUACAGCAACAGCAAGCAAAUAGUAAUUCCUCCACCAACACUUCACAGAACCUUGCAUCUAACCAGCAAAAAAGUGCCUUUCGCCUGAAUAUACAGGUUUUAGAAAGAACAUUACAGGGUUUUGUUUCUAAGACUUUGGAUUCUGCUAGUGCUCAAUUUGCUGCUUCUGCUUUGAUGACAUCAGAACAACUGAUGGGAUUCAAGAUGAAGGAUGAUGUGGUGCUUGGAAUUGGGGUGAAUGGCGUCCUUCCAGCCUCAGGAGUAUACAAGAGCUUACACCUCAGUAGUACUACGCCAACAGCACUUGUACAUACAAGUCCAUCCACAGCAGGUUCACCUUUGUUACAGCCUUCGAAUAUUACACAGACUUCAAGUUCCCACAGUGCCCUGAGUCAUCAAGUAACUGCUGCCAAUUCUGCGACAACUCAGGUUCUGUUUGGGAACAACAUUCGAUUAACUGUACCAUCAUCAGUUGCCACUGUAAACUCUAUUGCCCCAAUGAAUGCUCGACAUAUACCUAGGACUUUAAGUGCUGUUCCAUCAUCUGCCUUAAAGCUGGCUGCCACAGCAAACUGUCAAGUCUCUAAGGUCCCGUCUUCAUCCUCGGUAGAUUCAGUUCCAAGGGAAAAUCACGAAUCAGAAAAGCCAGCGCUGAACAACAUAGCCGACAAUACAGUAGCGAUGGAGGUGACGUAGCUUCCUCGGGAGCGGAGUGCAGCCUGGGGACUUGAUUAGGUGCUAUGCAUCAGUAGCAUUUUGAAUGCAAGGGAUGAUGGAAUGCAACAUACGCGUUUCGGUGGCAGCUGUGGGGACUUCACAGCAAUGCUCAUCUCUCAUGCUUCAAUUUUUCUUUUCUUACUGUUAAUAGGAAAAAAAUCAACAUCUGUAAAUUAAUACAGCAAUUAUCUGUACAGUACUGCAUAUUUGUAAUACCCUUGUAUAUAUGUUACUUGAAUACAGAAAUGUUCAUUUGUGAUGCUUUGCACUUGGGGGUGGGGGGUGGGAGGGAAAUAAAUUGCAACAAAGAGUGUGAGAUGUGAGAUUGUAUAGAGAUGAAGUGUCAUCACAUCAUGUGCAUGGUGCGGAACCUGCUGUUUUAUCUAUUUAUUGUGCCGUGUUUACAGUUUUUUGUACACUGUACCUUCAUUGGUUCCUGUGCUGUAGUAAAUGUGUUAGGUAGCUGUGGACUCCUUGGUAUUUUGUAAAUGGUAUAACAUAACUUGGUUCCCCCUCUGGGUCCUUGAGUUUUCUGUGUAUCAUGUGAAAAAAAAAUGGUGACAUACAUACAGAACUUUACAAAAAAAAAGGCAUCAGUUUUUUAAAAUGGGGAAUGUACUGUUAAAUGGGGAUCUUCCUGGUCUAUCAUUAGGACAA
Molecule: messenger RNA, 3324 nt
Organism: Fukomys damarensis (Damara mole-rat)
Lineage: Eukaryota; Metazoa; Chordata; Mammalia; Rodentia; Bathyergidae
Gene: Epc1
Product: enhancer of polycomb homolog 1
Exons: 15
Coding region: 190-2646 (818 amino acids)
Biological process (GO): regulation of transcription by RNA polymerase II
Cellular component (GO): piccolo histone acetyltransferase complex
Source: RefSeq, a predicted model, not a curated record